Molecule: messenger RNA, 2907 nt
Organism: Pochonia chlamydosporia 170
Lineage: Eukaryota; Fungi; Ascomycota; Sordariomycetes; Hypocreales; Clavicipitaceae
Product: rhodanese-like protein
Exons: 5
Coding region: 1-2907 (968 amino acids)
Molecular function (GO): DNA binding
Source: RefSeq, a predicted model, not a curated record
AUGGGGGAUCAGCAGCCAUAUUAUACCAUCCGCUCUCGGAGACCUGCGGAUGGGAAUGGAACCCUACAAGGAGAAAGACCCGCUAUCAACGGAGUUGGUGAAGGGUUCGCUAGGUCAGCGACUCACGACAUCAGCCGCACCAACUUCCACGUGAAGCACAUUGGCGCUUUUGCUCGGAGACUCGAGGAUUCGGCGACCCGGGCAUUUCCAAAUAGAGGCCGCACUUCACAGAGAUACAAAAAGGUCCAAGCCCUGCUUUUGCACUGGGGAUCCGAUGACCUCUUUGUCCUCCCAGAACUAGAGGACCUUGAAAGGUGUUUGCGGGAAGACUAUACCUUUGGAACUGACAUAUUUGCCAUACCAUCAGAAAACUCACAUUUGGAGUUGAUGAUGCGGGUCGGUCAACUGAUCAAAGAAUAUGAAUCACAAGAUACCCUUUUCUUAAUUUACUAUGGUGGGCAUGCCCGGAUCGACGAAUCAAGGCAAAGUACUUGGUGCGCGACCCGAGAUCCCGAGAGCCCUUGGCUACAGUGGUCUGCCAUUCAGACAUUACUUGAGCGUUCCAAGUCAGACGUUCUUAUCCUCCUGGAUUGUUGCGCAGGGGCCGCCAGCGCUACCUUCCCCAAUGGCAACAGCAUCACAGAGACGAUUUCGGCUUCAAGUUGGGACGCCAUCGCCCCAGAUCCUGGCCGAUACUCAUUCACCAACGCCCUGAUAGAGGUCCUGCAAGAAUGGCGGUUACGAAGUUUCUCAGCUGCCAUGCUUCAUGCUGAGGUAUUAGCCCGACUCAAACAUCCCCGCCCCAUCACAAUCAACGGAAAGCAUUUCGAGGCCCGAUCUACUCCUGUUCAUUUCAUGAUGACGGCGAAUCAUAAAGCCCCGAGCAUUGAGAUGACGAGGCUGCUGCCACCUGAGAAAGUCCCGGACGCGACAACGUCUCAUGCUGCGCCGCCAUUACUAACAGGGCGAGCUGCGGACCCAGGGGAUCCUAUUGCCACUGGACUUGCCGCAAGCGAACCGAAUGAGGAUUCACCGCACGUAAUGAUAUCUUUGGCAUUGGAAGAUGACCAGCGUCUCGACAUUAAUGCCUGGGAACAGUGGCUAAAUGCAUUCCCUGCAAUGGCAAAAUACGUCAAGGUACAAGGCGUAUUCAAGAGCCAUUCCACGAUGAUGUUGCUCUCCUUACCCGUAAUGGUCUGGGAUCUUUUGCCUGAGGAUCCCGCAGUCUCAUUCGUUGCCUUCAUUCGUUCCAAUAAUUUAGCCAUCCAAAGACAGCAACCACCUCAGCGCACAAUAGUCCCCGCUGGCCAACAUUCCGGAAGGGAACACAUCAGCGAUGCAGUAUCCUUCGUCACUGGCGUGUCAGGCACAACUUUCGCUGCCACAGAACAUGUAUCGCUCCAGUCGCCGUUCAGGGCACCAGCAUAUGGUUCCUCGUCAAGAGAACCGGCUUACAGCAGCUCGCGCAUGGUGUCCGCAAGUCAGCCCACGACGCCAGGCAGGCCAUCGUCCCUGUCAUCAUCUCCAGGAAGUCUUCAGCGGUCAAUGAGACCAGUGGCUUCCACCACAUCUCUCAACUCACUACAACGACAAUCGACAGCCACUUCUGGAGGCGGUAACCCCAUGAUUUCCCGUCAAAUGAUUCUGAAUCAGCAGCAAUCAAUGCGAAGAACAACCUUCGGUGACAACGUUCCAGAGCCAAAGAAGUUCGCAGCCCAUGUAGAGCGGCGACUAGAAGAGUAUUAUCAUGAAGAGCCUUUACCAAAUGAUGCUCAAAGUGCCUUCCUGGCGUCCAACUUGGGCAUCGAACUCUGGCACCUGGAAGUGUGGUUCCACCAUCGCCGAGAAAGGGACUCAAUAUCCAACAAACUAGCUACGAUGAAGCUCAAAGAUGUUGCAUAUGAAGCCAGCAAUGGACCGAGGAUGAUAUUACCUGCAGAUUUAAACCGUCUAUUAGAGCUUUCCUUGCCAGGAGACGCGUUAUUGUUUGAUCUCAGGUCAUCAGCCGAAUAUGAGCGGUCACAUAUAUACGGGGCAAUUCACCUUCGCGCACCGAAAAGCUUCCUCCAAGCUGCCCCAUUGGAUCUUAUUGAGCGCGCUAUACCCGACGAACAGGGCAGGAAACACUUAUCGCAAUGGCCGACAGCCAAGUGUAUCGUCUUCUAUGGCCGUGGACUAGAAUCGCCGUGGGAAUGCCCAGCUGCGGAGCUCAUGGACCGAAGGCUGCGAGAACAUGGGUGGAUGGGACGAUGUUUUAUUCUGCGAGGUCACUACAGAGAAUUUGGUCAAUCUUUUGACAAAUAUAUUGUUGGUGCCAAGAUGACUCAGAAUGCUAAGGAUUGGGUCAGCAGUCAAGCCACAACCCUGACGACAGAGUCUGACAGACAAAUGAUUGAGGAGCAGUAUUUCUCGUGGCUAGAUCAUAUUGAGAAUGAAGAUCGGGCACGCCCGUUGUCAACGUCGCCCACCCAAACGCCAGAGCGUUUUGAAGCGUUUGAGACGCAGGAAAAGGAGCUAGAGGCGGAGUUUAAAGCUCGCUGCGGGGCUUUAUUCAGUAAGGCAAUGGAUAUUCAGUUAACCAGCAUGGGCGGCGAUGACUUUGAGACGAAAGCGGGCAUGGUUGAAUAUCUUGACCGUGGGUUGGAGAAGAUGCGAAGCACGCAGGCUGUUCCAUCAGCAACAUUUGCCCCAGGUCACUCGAAACUUCCCUCAGAUGAUUAUGCCGAAGGCUACUUCGGGAAACGACACGACCAAGAUUUUGAAGGAGAGUACGUCGAAGUCAGCAAAGACGGGUCAACACAGGUUACAUCGUCACCUCGAACCUCAGGAUCCUCCGAGGCAAGGGCACCUGGUGAUAACUCAGGGGUCCGCGGUGGUAGUCUAUUGAAUAAGAUGUUCCGACGAUAA